CCACACCGCGCUCCUUGCCCGCCCAGAGAGUCGGUAGACACUCUCGUGCUUUGCUUUCACGUCAAAUCCCGCACGAUAACGGCCGCGACGCGCCACGCGAACGACAUUGAUCGAUACAGCUGGGCAGCGCAUGGACGAGGGCGACAGUAUGAAAUCCGGCAUCAGCCGUUAAGGAUACGCUCACACCUCGUCACCCACCGCAGCAGGCCACACUGUUAGCACGCGAAUUUCGAGCUGCAGCCACCGCACACCACGGCGACGGCGUCGCAUACACCGCCCGUGCUGGCUGCGUGCCACCGAGCCGCCCAUUCUCCCAACUACAUACACUCGCUUGAUUCUACGGCCCGCCGAGCAUGGGCUUGCUGCGACCGGCCACGCCUCUGAGCGUGAUCUUCUUGGUCGCAUUCGUGCUUAUGCUCCUGAGCACCUUGUCGACUCCCGUAAUCGAAGGCAUACCGCUCGGCAGUUAUCAGGACUACAACUUCGGAGUAUUGGGAUACUGUAAAGGCAGUACAUGUGUCGGCCCGCGCAUAGGAUACAGCACAGCAGAUGGUCUGUUCUCAGGCCCAGACCAGGCCGAUGACUUCUCGCUACCCUCCUCCGCACGACAUAGCCUGUCCUCCAUCCUUAUCGUUCAUCCCAUAGCCGCACUGCUAUGCUUAAUAUGCUUCGCCCUCGCUGUCGCAGCACACUUCCAUGGCCCGAGCCAUUCGCCCCGAUACCUCCUCGCCCUAUUGAUCCUCACCUUUCCCACCCUUCUCAUCACCCUGCUGGCCUUCCUCGUCGACAUCCUUUUGUUCGUGCCGCACAUGCAAUGGGGUGGCUGGAUCGUGCUUGGCGCUACCAUUCUCAUCAUUGGCAGCAGCAUAGUCACCUGUGCCAUGCGGAGAACACUUGUCAGCCGGAAAGCACGCAAGAAACGCAUAGCUGAAAACGCAGAUAUGAAUGGACAGAACUACUACGACAACUUGGCACAACAGCGCAUGAAUGAUGAUAUGGACAAGGCCGAUUCGCUUCCAAAAGCCGAAUCGCCUCCUCCAAUGACCGGGAGCAUUGCAACCGAAAAGGGUGGUAAUUUUGCAACUUUUGAGAUGAAAAGGCACGACACACAUGACAGUGACAGCACACCGCUGAACCCUGGCGCCCCCAGCAUUCGAAGCGCGAGCUCAAACGGCGGAAGACGACCUUACGAUAAUGAGCCCAUGCCACCAAUGCCACACCGCCCGAGCCAGGAAAGUAAUGACAUGUACAGACGACCGAGUCGCGAUCAAUAUGGCAACCCAAUUCCUCCCGGAGCAGACAUCGGAGCCGCGGGCAUGGCGGCUGCAGGUCUCAGACACCAAGGUUCUCAGGGAUCAUUGCGUCAACGAUCUAAUGGCUCAAAUGCAUAUGGACCGAACGCUUUCCCUCCAAAUGGUUAUGCGCGUGGACGAGGUGGAUAUGGCCCGCCUCCACGAGGCUACGGUCCGCCACGCGGUGCCUACCCUCCUCCAAGAGGCGGCGGCUUUGGACCCAGAGGCGGCAGAGUAGGCUACGGUCCACCACCUCCAGGAUUUAAUGGCCGUGGUCGAGGACGAGGCUAUGGUCCACCGCCAGGAAUGAUGCGAGGUGGAAUGCCAAUGCACCCUGCUCAACGUCCGAUGCCUCCUCCUGGAUACGACAUUGAUCCUUACUACAGUUCUGAGCGCGCAGGCUCGCCAUACGUUGAAGUGCCACAAGCACCUCGGAUGGAUGAUCAAUUCGUAGCAGGGCCAGCAAUGCCUAUUGGACAGGCAAUUGAGAUGGACGAGCGUAGUGGCACCCGAAGCCCAGCACGAGCCUAUGGUGAGAAUGAGUAUGGUUUGAGAGACAGUGACGGUGAUGUCGCAGGCAUGAUCAAUCUGCAGCUCGGUGAGCAAGGUCAAGCACAUCAGCCGCCAAGCCCGUUGAGGGAGAGCAAUGGCGUAGAGAAUGGCCAGGCCUUGGUCUCGCCAUCAAGCACGUACUCUGACCAAUCCUACCAUCCAGCCCGGCAACAAUGGCAGCAGCCUUCACCUUUAGCGCAAUCAGUAGGACAAACAGUCCCCGGCAUGUCGCGUGGAACGAUGGAGAGCACUGGCACUUCGUCUCCCGACCCUCACUCAUCUGCCGCAGCGCCUUCGAGCCGAGCUCUCCCUUUAUCACCCGUGACUGCUUCGCCGACGAUCGGAUCUCACCACGACUCUCAGUCUCCGCGACGCCAUCGAGCUGGCAGCGAGACAUACUAUGAAGACGUCGACCCUCGCUUCGUACAAGAUCCAGAACCUUACUCACAGCACCCCACUAAUCGCGAAUCUGGCAUCCCCGGCGCUCUGACACCUGGUCCUUCGCAGCCGCAGAACUACCACAGUGGACCAUAUCCGACUCAUCUCUAGACCAGAAACGACAUUCCGACAACUCAGCAUCGCCACAAAGAGCCCUUUCCCAAGCCGGCUCGGACGUUGCAUCAGCCCAAUAUCCUAGCGGCUUUCUCGAGCCCAUUCCCGAUGGAGCCAGGAGUCCAGGCGAGGCUUCAGAGUCCUCUCACUUCACAUCUGUCAGCCAAAGAGGCAUCAACCCCAAUUGGCGACCAGGACCAGGAGGACAAGGAGGCGGUCACUUCAUCGGACCAGCAGCAUAUCGAGGCCCUGGCAACAGUGGUGUCAGCUCAGCGAGUGCGGCUAUGAGGAGGAAAGAAGAUGUCAUUCUCUCAGCAAAUCCCGACUUCUCCCUACCCGGUGUGGGCAUCUCCAGUCGUGGUCGAGGACGUGGUCGAGGGCGAGGCAUGAUAGCGGCCCCAAGUGGCACAGGCCUCACGCCUUCUGGAAGAUAUCCGACGCCAGAUAUCGGCAACCUUUAGUGCGGUGCCAAACCAAGAGCCGUUUGGACAUCUUGAAGACUUUUGAGCGUGGCGCAAUGACUUUUAUCACUUCAUUCUUGACUGAUUGAUUGAAGCACUUUGGCGCAUGACAUGAAAAUGUGCAUAGAUGAUGACUUGGGCGAAAAAGCGUCAUAAUAGAGGCUUGAAUCACGACAUUAAUGAAGUCAGAAUUUUUUUUUU
Pseudocercospora fijiensis CIRAD86 is the source of this 3058-nucleotide messenger RNA. RefSeq lists its product as uncharacterized. The record is from RefSeq and is a predicted model, not a curated record. Gene Ontology annotation, cellular component: plasma membrane; growing cell tip; cell division site. NCBI's taxonomy places the organism in Eukaryota, Fungi, Ascomycota, Dothideomycetes, Mycosphaerellales, Mycosphaerellaceae. Bases 354 to 2393 code for a protein of 679 amino acids. The transcript is spliced from 4 exons.